UUUAUCUCCCACUCAGGUGAUUAAUGCAAUAUCGCUAGAAACAAAGGUCACAUCAGGAUGCAGGGGAGCACAACAAGAGCUCAGGGAUUUGUUUGCGGCUACUGUCGGGGCUGAGAAGAACACGUUGUUUGUGGUUUUGUAGGACAUAACUCUUAAGACACACAUUGAGAAGUGAAAGUCCAAAAUAAUAAAACACACGCAUGCAUGUUUGAAUAUACGAAUGACCCAUUAUUAUUACCAUUAUUACAUCAUACAUAUUUUUUUCAUGUUUUUCCAGAAAUAGAGACACAUUUUGGUAUAUGUUGUCUUUGCUUUUCCUUUGUUCACUUAAUGAAGUGGUUCCUAAAUUGGGGGUUGGGCAUGAUCAAUAGAGAAGGUAAUGUUUGCCACAAUUGUUUUUCUUGGCUUUUCUUCAGUCUUUUUAAUACUGGGUGGUUUAAUAUUUGCUGUUUUUCAAAAAAACAACAAUCUGAGAGUUAUAAAUGCUUACAGAGAUAUGCAUCCUAUAAUGAGGGAUACCAAGUUGGUAUGGAGAUGUUUUCAAGUAGAGCUGAAGCAAAAAGCUGACUGAAAUUGAUAAUUGAAAAAUAAUUUUGACUUUUAUAAUCAAGUCAUUUUUCAAUCAAAGAAUAUUGAAAAAGGGGCUUAUUGUUUGGUUCCAGCUUCUCAAAUUGGAGGAUUUGUUACUUUUCUUUGUCAUACAUGGUAUAUUUUUAGUCUUUGGGCAAAAUAAGACACUUGAAGAUGUCACCCUGGAGUCUAGGAAAUAAUAUCACUAAUAAUUUUAUUCAAAAAUGAAGUAGAUCAAUUUAUGUAGAAAAAAAUAAAAUGCAGCCCGAGUCACAAACCAAAACAGUUGGGAAACACAGACAUAGUGCUGUAUAACCACAUACUGAUCUGUUACUGUAAGUCAAAGGAAAUCUGUGCAAAGACACAAGAAACAGACAUAUUUAUUGUACAAAACAUCUCCGCUGAGCCUGGCUUUCUGCUAGCAUUUAUGCUGUCAGCGUCUGUCAAUACUUUAAUGCUGCUUGAAACAUGUCGAGUCAUUUUUCAAAAUGUACUCGAAUCCAGUGAGAUGUGUCAUAGCACAUGCACGAGUGAAGAGUAAGUGGUGGAACAUCUAUAGGGUUGAAAAUGAACGCUCUCUCUGUAGGCGUUCCCCCAUGACUUCUGUAUCGUUUCAUUUAGAGACACCAAAUAUACAAACUGUUGACUGCUCCUGAAUUUAGGCCCAACCUUGCUGUAUUCUUCCACGGUUAUCAUUUAAAGUGAUUUCAGUUUGCAGUGCGAGCAAAAUGCCCCACUUUAAAACUGUAUUUCAAUACAAAAGCCAGUGUAAUUAUGCUCUCUGCCUUCUUUUUUCUUGUUGCUGUUAUCUAUAUUAUAAUCUCUGGUUUCAGCGUUUAUACUAAAGCGCACUCUCUAAGGUAUUCCACCAUCAUGGUUUCUCUUCCAGAGAAAUUACUGGUGUUAAAUGAAGCAAUGAUAUUCUUUAUAUGUGCCAGCUGUAGUGCAAAUGGGUUUCAGCCUGCCAGGAAAUCCAGUUCAUUUUGUGAAGAUGAGGUUGAAGAUGGACAGAGUUAACCAGAAGCCAUUUGGGCUUUGAACCAACAUUCAGAUAAUGUUGCAAUCAAACUGUGCUUUUGUGUGUAUGUUUUCCAAUGUUCUAUUUCUACAGAUUUCAUUUUGAUAAUCAUUUAAGAAGACAUUCAGGAACAAAUGUACAUCUCUAUCUAAAUGCAUUCACCCUGAACACAACUGUAGGGCUGCAGAAGCAAUAUGGCAAAAUAGCCCUGAGCGCACAAUGUUGUCUUCGUGCAGUUUGUUGCAUAUUCAUUCAGAGACUAUGGAGGUCCUUUGUUGGGAUCUGAUGCUAAAGUUUCCCAGUAAAGGUUGAGGCUGGCAGAGGCUAUUAAAUGAACAUCAACACAUUAAAAUAAACAUCCAGAAGUCAUAUAUGAGUACGUGCUGAUGAAGGAGGCUGGGGAGGUGGACGGAGAUACAUUCCUGAAAGCAGGCAGCUGUGUAGUACCGAGAAUAUAGAGCGCCGUGUUUCUGUAUGCAGACUGAAUGAGCACCAAAUGUUUAUACAGACUAACGGACAUGGAUGUAUGUGGAGGUGUAUGCCCGAGGCUUUUACAUCCAUUCCUCAGACCUGCAUCUUUUACUUGGUAUAAAGAGCAGGAAUAGAAGUAAUAUGAGCUCCAUCUAACUCUUCCCUCUUGGAUUUUUCAUUGGCUUUUAGUUUAAUGUCACUCAGCCAGAAAACUCUGGUUCUUUGGCUGUGCAUACUGAGAUCAGCUGAACCAAUAAUCACAACAACAGCUCUGCUUUCAUCAAAUGUUUCUAUAUCAACAGUCAACAAAAGCACACAGAGUUAAUAUCACAGACAAAAUACACAUAUACUGUAUAUAUGUGUGUAUAAUAUUUCCUUGUCCUCUAAAGGUGAAUGGUAAGGAGUUGUCCAAGUCCAGCCAUGAGGAGACUGUGGAGGCCUUUCGCGCUGCCAAGGACCCCGUCGUGGUGCAGGUCAUCAGGCGGACCCCUAGCGGCCGCCCCCACGGCCCCCCUCAGGAAAUCCAUGUGGUGGAUGUGUGCACUCAGACCGACAUCACCUUUGAACACAUCAUGGCGCUGGCAAAGCUCCGGCCUUCGACCCCUCCUGUGCCUGACGUCUGUCCCUUCCUGCUCUCUGACAGCUGUCAUUCUCUUCAUACAAUGGACCAGGAUUACUAUGAAGGGACGGGCUACCUCUCCCCCGUUCCAGCUGACGGAGAGAGGACAGAGGAGUUUGAGUACGAGGAAGUGGAAUUGUGUCGACUCAACAGCCAAGAGAAGUUGGGACUAACUCUGUGCUACAGAACAGAUGAAGAGGAGGAUGUAGCCAUCUAUGUCAGUGAGAUCAGUCCAAACAGCAUCGCUGCCAGAGAUGGACGCAUCCGAGAGGGGGAUCGCAUUUUACAGAUUAAUGGCCAGGACGUACAAGACAGAGAGGAAGCAAUGGCUGCACUCUCCAAUGACGAGAGUAGGAACAUCGUACUGCUGGUUGCCAGACCUGAGAUGCAGCUGGAGGAGGCCUGGCUGGAUGAUGAGCACAGCGAGUUCCUGGAGCAGCUGAAGAUGGAAAUGUUAGAGGAACAACAGAGAGAGGAGAUGGAAUUGGCUGCCCGAGAGGAGGAGCAGGAGAAUGAGCAGAGAGCAGAAGAUGACAGGCCCACCUGCUCCACACUCCCCCAUCAUAAAGAUAGCGUACUGAGAAUAAAAGACAGAAUGGAGAGCUCUGAGCAUAAUGUCCUGGCACACAUCCAGAGACGUUUGUCCCAGUGCCUGAGAGACAAUCUGGACACACACCAUAUCGCCGGCUCCACGCGGCUGGAGGACAAAGAGGAUGAGGACGAUGAUGAGACGGAGGGUGAUCGAUUCCAGCAGCUCUUGGAGCUGAAGUGUCAGAUACGCAACAGCGGCGAGUACGACCUGUUCUACAGCCACCGCAGCACCAUCGAGUGCAGCAUUGGGGAGGAGGGCGGCGUCCAGCAUGAGCUACGAAUGCUCAACGAGGAGUUGCGCAGCAUCGAACUAGAAUGUCAGAACAUCAUGCAGGCCCAUAACCUUCGUAAAGGCCAGCAGUCUCCCUCCGCGGGCCACACUGCACCCUCAACCAAAAACCAAAGCCUCCAUCGAAGUGACCCCGCAAGGGGUAAGCUGACUGACAUUAAUGGGAGGCUGGAGAAAUCUGACAAGGACAGCUCCAGUGCCUAUAACACGGCGGAAAGUUCACGAAGCACACCUCUGGCAAUGGACCGCUCCCCGGAGCACUCACUGCAGAGAAUGGUCAGCCUUACCAACCAGAGGAACCUGUGCAGCGGCCUUGCCACUGGCCCUUCUCUUAGCCCAAGCCCCAUCCCGGCAUGCCGUGCUCCAGUCCCAGGGAAAAGAAGCAGCCCCGACCACAGCAAUCCUUCUGAGUCAACAACUCAGGCUGAGGAGGAGAGCAGAGGGGAAUUAAAGCCACUUGCCUCCCAUAUUCCUUACUUUUCUCCAUCGCACAGUUCCCAGCAGAGGCAGGUCAACAUCCCAGCACAUGCCCGCCACUACCAGAGCUACAUGCAGCUGAUCCAGCAGCGCUCAGCUGUGGAGUACGCUCAGAGCCAGCUCAGCCUGCUCAGUGUCUGUAAAGAGCCUCAGAGGCCCAUUGAUGAGCCCAAGAUGGAGUGGAAGGUCAAGAUCCGCAGCGACGGCACACGCUACAUCACCAAGAGGCCUGUGAGAGACAAGAUCCUGAGGGAGCGAGCACUAAAGAUUAAAGAAGAGCGUAGUGGGGGAAUGACCACGGAUGAUGAUGCAAUGAGUGAAAUGAAGAUGGGGAGGUACUGGAGUAAAGAGGAAAGGAAGCAGCACCUGGUCAGAGCAAAAGAACAGAGGAAAAGGCGAGAGUUCAUGCAGCGUAGUCGGCUGGAAAGCUUAAAGGAGAACCCUCAGAGCAGCAGUGAGGGACGCAAGGAGGUCAGCAUUAUAGAGCUCAGUCAGAAGAAGAUGAUGAAGAAACGCAACAAGAAGAUCCUGGACAACUGGAUGACCAUCCAGGAGCUGAUGACUCAUGGUACUAAGGCCCCUGAGGGAGCCAAAGUGCACAACGCCUUCCUAUCAGUCACUACUGUAUAAAAGAAAAACACACACAUUCUACCCACCUUGCGGUGUAAUAUACUUGCCUCGUUCAAUGUGGCGUUUUUAUGAGGACAAUAGGAAUAUUUUUCACAAUUUGUAACCCAAAAAGCAUUUUGUAAAGAAUUUAUCAGUGGUGUCAUGGCAUUUUCUUCAUGUUUUUCAGUAUGUUUUUCACAUCACUCUGCCGGGGGAAAAAAGCAUUUUUCUAUGAA
Messenger RNA from Anarrhichthys ocellatus (wolf-eel), 4880 nucleotides. Its product is annotated as PDZ domain-containing RING finger protein 4. The transcript is spliced from 7 exons. The record is from RefSeq and is a predicted model, not a curated record. Gene Ontology annotation, molecular function: protein binding. NCBI's taxonomy places the organism in Eukaryota, Metazoa, Chordata, Actinopteri, Perciformes, Anarhichadidae. The coding region runs from base 2344 to 4665 and encodes 773 amino acids.